CCCUUGGGCCUUGGCUUCAGAAGAGAAUGAGGAGGGAGAGAUAAGACCGUGUCUGGCUCUUCUCUCCAAGUGUCUGCCGAAGUUAAGAGUUUAGGAAAAAUGGCACUCAUUCACCGUUGUCUUUUUCGUCCUCCCGACAUUUUCUUCUCUUCCAAGCACCUGCUUGGUUCCUCCCCCUCUGCCUCUCCCACCAGAUUAGGCCGUGUUUGGGCUCGCUUUCUCUCUCAUACCACUCCACCAGCGAAUGUGGAGAAAAUAGGAGUGAAAACUGAUGAUUUGGCUAAAGUGAGAGUGGUAAAGGAGAAAAUGGAGGUUCUUGGUAUCAAAUGCGGCGAUUUUGUUACGCCUGGACGGUACCAUCAAUUGUUUUGCCCCAAGUGCAAAGGUGGACAGUCAAUGGUGAGGAGUUUAUCCCUUCAUAUCAUCCAAGAUGGGAGUUUGGCGAUGUGGAGGUGUUUUCACACUGAAUGUGGAUGGGCAGGCCAGUCUUUUGCAGACAGCAUGGCAGCAUAUAAUGGAGUCACCAAAAAAGUAAAGUCCGUUGAACAAAUGUCAGAGGAAAGUCUAGGUUUAGAACCAUUAGGUGCCAAGCUGAUUGCAUAUUUUGGUGAGCGGAUGAUAUCAGAAGAAACAUUGCGAAGAAAUGCUGUUAUGCAAAUGUCUAAUGAUAAGAAUGUCAUUGCUUUUACUUACAGACGAAAUGGACAGCUUGUUGGUUGCAAGUACCGAACUAUAGGAAAGAGGUUUUGGCAGGAGAAGGGUACAGAAAAGAUAUUAUACGGUCUUGAUGAUAUAAAUGAUGUGUCUGAAACCAUUAUUGUCGAAGGUGAAAUGGAUAAGCUUUCACUGGAGGAAGCUGGCUUCCGCAAUUGUGUGAGUGUUCCUGGUGGUGCCCCGGGAAAGGUUUCCACUAAAGAAUUACCAUCCUUUGAAAAGGACACUGCAUAUCAGUUUCUAUGGAACUGCAAAGAAAGCCUUAAUAAGGUUUCUCGCAUUAUCCUGGCAACAGACAGUGACACAUCAGGGCAAGCUUUGGCUGAAGAGCUAGCACGCCGCCUUGGAAAAGACAGAUGUUGGCAAGUACAUUGGCCGAAAAAAGAUGAGUCCAGUUGUUUUAAAGAUGCUAAUGAGGUUCUCAUGUGUAUGGGACCAGCUGCUCUGAAGAAGGUAAUUGAAGAUGCAGAGUUAUAUCAUCCACAAUUGCGAACUAUGUAAUAUCUAGUACGUAUUUCAAAGUAUAAACAAAUGGAAUACAGGCUUCUUCACUGUGUAAAUUGUAUGAUAAGGCUGUAAAGUUAUAUUAUUUGCAACUUUUGGAAGCAAAUGUGGAAUGUUUUCAUGACAGCUGAAUAUGGGCUUCAUUUGUGUUUGACAUGAUGAAGAACAGUGUAAAAGAGGGUAAAAGCUAUCUAUUUAGCUAAUCAGCAGAGGAACUUAGUUUUUGUGCA
Alnus glutinosa is the source of this 1448-nucleotide messenger RNA. Its product is annotated as primase homolog protein. Gene Ontology annotation, molecular function: single-stranded DNA binding; 5'-3' DNA helicase activity. The coding region runs from base 100 to 1215 and encodes 371 amino acids. The record is from RefSeq and is a predicted model, not a curated record. The transcript is spliced from 13 exons. Lineage: Eukaryota; Viridiplantae; Streptophyta; Magnoliopsida; Fagales; Betulaceae.